Molecule: messenger RNA, 1869 nt
Organism: Nerophis lumbriciformis (worm pipefish)
Lineage: Eukaryota; Metazoa; Chordata; Actinopteri; Syngnathiformes; Syngnathidae
Source: RefSeq, a predicted model, not a curated record
CCUCAUCCCAUCUCAUGCAUGGCUGCCAGUAAUGGUCUACUGGGUGUCAGCUUUUAUUGGCACGGCACAAAGCAAGUGCCAGACGCCCCGCCACACACCGGGCCCGUGCAUAAAAGCAAGCAAAAUGCCUCCGUCGAGGACACUGUAGUCAUGUUGGGCUGGAACGAGGAAGUGCAGUGGAGAGGGGAGGGACUCAGGGCGCAGCUCCAUGGGGCCGUCGCGCUGCGACCUUCUGCACAUGGAGCUGGGGACAGUUGGAAGAACUUCAUACUGCAAACUCAAGGAAUAGCAGAGUACUUGCACCGCAUGGAGACAGAGGAGGCCCAGGAAAUGGCCCCUAUGCCAGGCCGAGACAGCCCGCCCAACAACGAUGCGGCCGAGGAGGCAGAGGAGCCUAUGGCUGUCCCAGAGGACCUGUCAGCAGGCUCCGCCCAUCCGCAGCACAACAGAGGGGACAAAGCCUGUAACAUUAAAGUUGAGGCUCGCAGUGAUGAGGAGAAUGGGCUGUCCUGUGACAUGAAUGGCGUGGAGGAGGAGGAGUGCGCGGAAGACUUGCGCGUGAUCGAUGCCUCGGGGGCCAAGGUGAACGGUUCACAGCUGAGCCCCGAAGCCAAGGUCUUCUCCUCGGCUGGCGGCAUCCGGCUAUCCAACGGGAAGCUCAAGUGCGAUAUCUGUGGGAUAGUUUGUAUUGGCCCCAAUGUGUUGAUGGUGCACAAGCGAAGCCAUACUGGAGAACGUCCCUUCCAGUGUAGCCAGUGCGGGGCUUCCUUCACCCAGAAAGGCAACCUGCUGCGUCACAUCAAGCUCCACUCCGGAGAGAAGCCUUUCAAGUGUCAUCUUUGCAGCUACGCCUGUCGCAGGAGGGACGCUCUGACCGGACAUUUGCGCACCCACUCGGUUGGAAAACCACACAAGUGUGCCUACUGUGGCCGGAGUUACAAGCAGCGUAGUUCUCUGGAGGAGCACAAGGAGCGCUGUCACAACUACCUCCAGUGCAUGGGGCUGCAAAACAGUAUCUACACAGUAGUAAAGGAAGAAAGCAGCCAGAAUGAACAGAGGGAAGACUUAAACCAGACGGCAUCUGACAGAGCCUCGGUGCUAGACAGGCUAGCUAAUAAUGUAGCUAAGCGUAAAAGCACUAUGCCACAGAAGUUUGUAGGUCAAAAGCGCCUGUCUGACCUUCCGUACGAGGGAGCGCCAGGCGAACUGAUUCAGCCCCACGUCAUCGACCAGGCCAUUAACAGUGCCAUUAGCUACCUGGGAGCAGAGUCACUCCGGCCCCUGGUGCAGCCCUCCCCAGCCCCGUCUUCCAACGUGGGCAUGGGCUCCAUCUAUCCUCUACACAAGCCAGUCCCCGAGGCCCAAACACAAACGGGCCACAACCUGUCAGCUAAAGACAGUGCAGCCGAGAACCUGCUUCUGCUCUCCAAGUCCAAGUCUACGUCCAGCGAGAAGGACGCAUCUCCGAGCCACAGCGGCCAGGACUCCACAGACACGGAGAGCAACAGCGGGGACCGAGCCGGCGGGGCAGCCCCCGGCCUCAUCUACCUAACCAAUCACAUCAACUCGGGGGUACGAAACGGCACGAUGCCCCUCGUGAAGGAGGAGCAGCAGCGACAAUACGAGGCCAUCAGAGCAAGCAUGGAGAUGGCUUCGGAGGGCUUCAAAGUGAUCACUGGAGACGGCGAGCAGGUGAGGGCGUACAAGUGCGAACAUUGUCGCGUCAUCUUUUUGGAUCACGUCAUGUACACCAUACACAUGGGCUGCCACGGCUUCAGAGACCCGUUUGAAUGCAAUCUCUGUGGCCAUCGCAGUCAAGACCGAUAUGAGUUCUCUUCUCACAUAACACGGGGAGAGCAUCGCUACUGA